CAAAGACCAGGCAUGAGAGCAGAGAUAUCAAUUGCAUAGUUUGAGGCGUCAAACAGAAACAUCAGACUCAGGACAGAAACACAUCCUAUCAAAAAUGGGCCAAACUCUAUAUUUUCUUCUUCUUCUAAUUGAACGCUGGCCAUCAAACGUGAAUGUCUAGAAACCUAAAACUAACUUCACUACACUUUUUGAGCCAAAGCGCUAAAUCCGACCCUCACUUUCUCAGCUCUCUGUUCUGUAUCUGAAUGUGUUCGGCGUCAGUAUGACUUUAUAAAUGAGAAGAAGACCUGGAAUGAGGCUCAGAGAUACUGCAGAGAGAGAUACACAGAUCUGGCCACCGUUGACAACAUGAAUGACUUGAAUGAGCUGAUCAAGAGUGUGAGUGAUAUAAGUCUUCAGUAUGUCUGGAUUGGGCUGCAGAAGACCGGUCUUAAUAAAUGGCAGUGGUCUUCAGGAGAACCUGCGCUCUAUUUGAACUGGGCUCCUGGAAAACCAAAUGGUGUAGAUGACUGUGGAAUAAUUGCAAAUGGACAAUGGAAUAAUACACCGUGUGGUUCUAACCAGCAGUUCAUCUGCAACGGGAGUACAGGACUCGUCUUUGUCAAUCAGGCAAUGAAUUGGAGAGACGCUCAGAGUUACUGCAGACAGAAUCACAUUGAUCUGGUCAGUGUGAGGAACCAGAAUGAGAAUCAACAGAUCAUCAGUGAUAUAACGUUAUCUGGUUCAUGCAUCUGGAUUGGUCUGUUCAGAGACUCAUGGCAGUGGUCAGAUCUGAGUAACUCUUCAUUCAGAUAUUGGAAACCUGGUCAACCUGAUAAUUCUGGAGGUAAUGAAGGCUGUGUAGUGACUGAACCGAACGCUCAGGGACAAUGGCAUGACAUCUCUUGCACCAAUCAGUUUUCCUUUGUGUGUCAUGAAGACGCUGAACUGAUUCUGAUCAGAGAGAAUCUGACGUGGGCCGAAGCUCUGAGAUACUGCAGACAGAAUCACGUGGAUCUGGUCUCAGUUCAUUCAGAAGAGAUGCAGCAUCGUGUGAAGAACGUGGUUAAACGGGCGUCUACUGCAGUGGUGUGGAUGGGUUUACACAACUACUGCGUCAUGAACAUGUGGCUCUGGCUGAGUGGAGAGAUCGUGUGUUAUCAGAACUGGGCUCCAGGGAACGGAACGACGCAAGAAAACUGCAAACUCGAGAAGAGAAAAGGAGCCGUUCAGUCUGGAGGAGAUCAGCGCUGGAUCAGCCUUCCUGAAUCUUACAAACUCAACUUCGUCUGCAGCAGAAAUUAAGAGCUUUGCUUACAUUCACGGUUUUUAUGAGUUACUUUUACAUUUGAUUUAGGAAUUUCUGAGUUAAUCUGCUUAUUGGGUUUAAAAGUGGCCAGAAGUCUGUUUAUUUCUGUACCGUAAAAUUAGGGCUGGUAAUUUAACACAUUAAUUAGAUUAAAUAACUACAGUAAAAUUGAACACGUUAAAAUGUAUUCAUGCAUUUAAAAUACUUGCCCUGCCCCAGACCUACGUGGGUCAUCUGACAUUUCAUGCAGUUAACUGAUGACGAAUAUGAGGCAGGGCAUGGAGUCUAGAGAAUGCAGCUCAUUUGUGCUGUGGAGUUGUGCAAGGAAGAAAUAGGUAUAUUUAGAAAAACCCAAAAUGAGUCAACAGUUUGGAAUCAUUUAAUGUGGUGUCUAAGAGAUACAGGAUUGUAUAUGGUUAUAUAGAGUUUUUUAAAUAUUUAUUUAGUUUUACUAAAUUUUUGAAGCUAAUCACUUCACUCUCCUGUCCAGUUGGUGGCAGUAAACGCAGCAUCCAUAGAUACAUAAGAUCAAGUGACCUCUGCCUUCUCUUAAUUCACAAAAUCAAACUUAAAAAUUGCGAGAACAAAGCUUUGGAAAAGCCUUAGUUGUGUUUUAAAUGUGCUCUGUGCAUAAAUAAAUAUUGCUGUUGUUAAUGAAGAGAGUUCAUGUGGUCAAACUACAAAUUCGAAUAAACCAGAUAUGCUUUGCAAAUUUACGUUUAACUUUUCAGAAGACAACAUCUAUCGUGACAUCCAACUCAGUCACUUCUAUUUAUCAAUCUUUGCGCUUCAUCCAUUCAAUGUAACUAUUUAGUAGUCGUUAGUUACUCUUGUCUAUGCCUUUUGUUAAUAAAAUCCCUUUUUAUUACACAUGUGUGUUCC
Molecule: messenger RNA, 2170 nt
Organism: Puntigrus tetrazona (Sumatra barb)
Lineage: Eukaryota; Metazoa; Chordata; Actinopteri; Cypriniformes; Cyprinidae
Product: macrophage mannose receptor 1-like
Exons: 5
Coding region: 349-1284 (311 amino acids)
Source: RefSeq, a predicted model, not a curated record